AUGGAAGCAUCAAAAGUGAUUGACACUCCUAUUGCCACUGCUACUCGUUUGGACAUGAAUGAAUCUGGCUCUCCUAUAAAUCAAAUCAUGUAUAGAGACAUUACUGGGUCUCUUCUCGACCUCACUGCCAGCAGACCUAAUAUUGUCUUCAGUGUGGGGCUAUGUGCAAGGUUUCAAUCAAAUCCCAAGGAAUCUCAUCUGAAUGCUGCCAAGAGAAUCUUGAGAUAUCUUAAGGAAACACAGAACAUGGUCCUGUACUACCCUUCAGGUGAUAAUUUUAAUCUUAUUGGCCUCCUACUGUGCUCAGCUCCUGUGGAUCAAACAACAGUUGGAAGAUUUUGUGCACUCAACAUGGCCAAGAACCCAGUUCAACAUAAAAGAACCAAGCACAUUGAUGUGAGACAUCAUUUUCUCAAAGAUAACAUGGAGAAAGGGCUUAUAUGCAUGAAGUUCUGUAGCACAGAAGACCAAAUUGCAGAUAUCUUCACCAAAGCACUGAGCAGAGAACAUUUUGAGGGAAAUAGGCUGGAGUUGGGGCUAAUAAAGCCUAAUUGA
Nicotiana tabacum (common tobacco) is the source of this 555-nucleotide messenger RNA. The record is from RefSeq and is a predicted model, not a curated record. Lineage: Eukaryota; Viridiplantae; Streptophyta; Magnoliopsida; Solanales; Solanaceae.